Messenger RNA from Micromonas pusilla CCMP1545, 826 nucleotides. RefSeq lists its product as uncharacterized. The transcript is spliced from 2 exons. Bases 5 to 826 code for a protein of 273 amino acids. Gene Ontology annotation, biological process: deadenylation-independent decapping of nuclear-transcribed mRNA; positive regulation of catalytic activity; deadenylation-dependent decapping of nuclear-transcribed mRNA. Lineage: Eukaryota; Viridiplantae; Chlorophyta; Mamiellophyceae; Mamiellales; Mamiellaceae. Gene Ontology annotation, cellular component: P-body. Gene Ontology annotation, molecular function: mRNA binding; enzyme activator activity. The record is from RefSeq and is a predicted model, not a curated record.
CGCGAUGCCGCCCAAGAAGCCGCUCGUGGACCAGUCCGUCCUGGCGAACCUCAAGGUCCUGCAGAAGGAUGACCCGGACGUGGAGGAGAUCCUCGGCAGCGCGUCGCACGUGACGCUGUACGGGUUCGAUCUCGACGCGAAGGCGUGGAGCCGCAAGAACGUGGAGGGGACGCUGUUCGUCGUCCGACGACGCGCCGUGCCGUCGUUCCAGUUCGUCGUCCUCAACCGACUGAGCACGGAAAACUGCCGAGAAAACCUCCUCGGCGAGUUCGAGUUCGAGCUCUCUCCGCCGUACCUGCUGUACAGGAGCGAGAGCGAGGUGAACGGGAUAUGGUUCUACCGCCAGGAGGAGUGCGACGCCAUGAGCGCGCUGUUCGAUCAGAUCACGACCGCGUUCGCGAGAGAGCCCGCGGGCGUCUCGAGCGUCGACGACACGGCGGCGACGCUGCACCGGCUGGGCAUCGGCGGCGCGCCCGCGGCGGCGGCGGCGCCCGCGCCCGCGCCCGCGCAGAGCGAUAACGUCGCCGCGCUCUUCGCGGGGACGCUCGGUCAGGGAGGAGGCGCGCCGCCUGGGUACGGCGGCGCGGCGCCCGCGCCGAUGGCGGAGCCGCCGGUCGCGUCCGUGGUGGCGAAGCCGCGGCGGGAGAAAACGGCGACGCCCGCGCCCGUCGCGACGUCGGCGGCGGCGCCAGACUCGCCGGCGGCGGCGAGCGGCGGCGGCGGCGGUGGGUUGAACCGCGAGAGCGUCCGGGCGGCGAUGUAUAAGCUCGUGAGUAACGAUAACUUCGUAGACUUGAUGGUGAAGGAGCUUAAGAAGGCGAUGUGA